AUGUCAGCUGUAGGGCUUGCCAGGGUGUUCACAUGGAGACUGGCCGAGACCAAUUUCUAUCUUGCCAUGUCGAUGCUCGCCAUUGUUUUGGUGCCGGCCACCAACUUGGCAUUCCGCAAGACGCCUCCGCAGAUCGACGGCACAGAGUCUGAGAGCAGCAUAUGGCCGCUGCUCUCCACCUCCCGCAUCAUGUCUGGCCCCUUCGGCGUCAUAGCAGGCGUCUUUGGAGCCAUGGUAGCGUACGAGCCCAUGGCGAGCUUCUUUGGGGCGGACAUCGGCUUGCUGACAGCGGCGGGCUUCGGCUACCUCCUAGGCCUUGCUUAUGGCCUAGCGACGGACAAGGUGCUGGAGAAGCCGGCAGGGAAGUGGAGUGUGGCUGCGGGAACGCUGGCAGCACUGGGUACCAGCCUUCUGGUCCACUGGGCAGUUGGGGUGAUUGUGGGAUCCGUUGUGGGCAGCGUCACUGGAGCGCUGAUCGAGAGACGGGUGAUGAAGGAGAUGGAUGCACAGUGCUUGGAGCCUCCGCGCUUUACGAAGAAUGUGAUGCAGUCCAGCCCGACAAUGGGGCCAGUUUCCAACGUGGUUGCCGCCAUGAGAGACAAAGAUCAGCAAGAAGUGCAAAUACACACCAACCUCCCAACGCUCUACAAGGCAUUCACGCCUCAGAACCAGCUAACGCGGGUCGAUUCCGGCUAUGGAAGUGGUUAUGACAACUUCGAGAAGGAGCAGACUCAACUGCCGUUUGCUUCGCAACCGGCCUUGACAGCCCCGGACUCCCCGGAAUUGGCCUUGCAAGACGGCACUGGGUCUCAGUCCCCUUCUAGGCUCGGCCUCCGUUCUCGUGACAGCGAAGAUAGAUAA
This is a messenger RNA of Symbiodinium pilosum, 861 nucleotides long. The record is from the annotation of a GenBank genome assembly. NCBI's taxonomy places the organism in Eukaryota, Dinophyceae, Suessiales, Symbiodiniaceae.